UCAUGAAAUAAAAAUAUAAAGAUUAAAUAUAUAAAUAUCAUCUUAUGCACAAUUAUAAUACAAAAUGUAGAUAUGUUGUCAAAAUCAUAGUGGAAGACGAAACAGAUAAUGCAAGAGUCACACUUUUUGACGCAGCUGAAACAUUGAUAGGAUGCGAUGCUCAAAAAUUCAUGGAUGAUAUAAAAGAGAAAAAAAAUCAGAGUUCAUUCUUUCAAAAGUUUGUUCUCAACAUCGGAAAGACAUACAAGUUCCUUGUAAAGUUGGAUGAGAAGUCAAAGGAUGAACGUGCACAAGGAAAGAUAAUAGCACAAGAAAUCCAAAUCCAAGAGGACAUCACAAUCAACAUUGAUGAUGAUGAUUCAUUUCUCGAUUUACCAAAAAAGAAGAUCAAGGUGGAGAAGGAUUGAUCAAAGGCCAACAAAAAUUAAACAUUAAUGUUUUUUAAUUUUAAUUACCUUUACAAAUUGGUUAAAGGAUUUUAAAUGUGCUUUUCAUAGGCUUUUAAGUUUAUUAAUUGAUGAAUUUAAUUUGUUAGGACAAUUUAUGAUUUAUACGCAUAUGCUCAUAUAGUUGUUUGAUAACUAUUGCAUGCUUUGAUUGUUAUUGCAGUUAUUAACUUAAAUUUAACAUUUAAUUAUGUGAAUCAAAAUACAUAUUCAUAGAAUAGUUCACUUUAUUAAUUUAAAUUUUCAUGUCAACUAUUUUUAACUUAUCUAUACUGCACAAAAAAUAUUG
Molecule: messenger RNA, 735 nt
Organism: Asparagus officinalis (garden asparagus)
Lineage: Eukaryota; Viridiplantae; Streptophyta; Magnoliopsida; Asparagales; Asparagaceae
Exons: 2
Coding region: 45-407 (120 amino acids)
Source: RefSeq, a predicted model, not a curated record